AUGCUGCGAGCUGGUCUUCGAUCAUCGAGGGCGUUGGGUCUCAGACCCAGCGCUGUCAGUCCUGGACGUCAAUGGAAGGCACAAAAUGUCCGGGUCAUAUCGGAUACUAUGAGAAGUUAUGCCGAUAAGCCAAGCAUAAAAGACUCGAGGCCCCCAGUACUCCCCGGAUCUGCCAGCGCAGCCACGUCUGAACCACUACCACCAGGAGCAGUGGUAACUCUCAAUUCAGCUGCCCCAACACCAGCUACUCCAGCCUCUACCACGAUUCCUGCAGAAAAUGUCCCACUUACUCCCCCACCUCCGGGAGUUAGAAUACCAGGGCCUUCCCCUCCAUCAUCGACCCCACCAUCUUCAGCACCAAAGCCAAAGAGACGCUUCUUUCGCAAAUUCUUCACUACAUUAUUUCUUUUGACUACAUUGGGAUUUGGUGGAGGAGUUUACUAUUCUCGAAUCAACGAUAACUUCCAUGACUUCUUUACGGAAUAUAUACCUUUCGGGGAGGAAGCCGUGCUGUACUUUGAGGAACAAGAAUUCAGAAAACGCUUCCCACGGAUCGCAAACCGAGCUCCCAAGCCCCCUAGAGAUACUGGCGAGCAAGUCAAAAUUCCAAGCCAAAGCGGCGUAUCUUGGAGGGUCGCAAAUGAGAACAAGGAUUCUACAGGACGACACACUAGUUCGGCAAAGGAGAAGGCAAAGCCAUCGGAGGCUAUUCAGACACCACAAGAUUCAAAACCAGCUGAUAGAGUCAAGGCCGUUGAGCAAGCGAAGAGAGUAGAUGCUCCAGUGAAGACCUCCCCAGCUCCACCCGCUCCACCCGCACCACCAACUACCCCAGAACCUAAAGCAGAGAAGUCUUCAAAGGACCCCGAAGUGAAUGAGCCAUCUAGAGCAUACAAGAAAAUUGAGCGAAUUGACCCCAUUAAUAUUCCCGAUGGGAACGAGCCUGUGGUCCAAGAAUUGGUUAAGAUUAUGAAUGAUAUCAUUGCAGUCGUUAAUGCCGAUAACGCAAAUGCUAGAUUUACAUCUUCUAUCGACAAGGCUAAGGCAGAAUUGAACAGAGUUGGUGGUAAAAUUUUGGGUAUGAAGGAGGCAGCAUUGAAGGAAGCCGACGAGAAAAUCAAGUCUUCCGAUGGAGAAUUCGAUCGUGCCGCUAUGCAACUUAUGCAGAACUUCAAGAACCAACAAGCGGAGCAAGAAACCCAAUUCAGAGCUGAGUAUGAGUCCGAGCGCAAGAGAAUUCAUGAGAACUACGAGCAAAAGCUUAAGUCCGAGCUCGAUCGCGCAGAUGAGGUUAAUGAACAAAGACUUAAGAACCAUUUGACGGAACAAGCUCUUGAACUCAAGCGUGCAUUCUUAGCUGAUGUUAAAACUCGCGUCGAGGAAGAACGAGAAGGUCGCCUUGGCAAGCUCUCCGAGCUAACUAGCACCGUCAAUGACCUCGAGAAACUUACUGGUGAUUGGAAUACCGUCGUCGACGCCAAUCUCAAGACUCAACAUCUCCAUGUUGCUGUCGAAGCGGUCCGUGCUAAUCUUGAAAAAUCUCAAAUUCCACGUCCCUUCACAAGAGAACUUGCUGCCCUAAAGGAAAUCGCAUCCGAUGACCCAGUUGUCAAUGCAGCAAUCGCAUCUAUCAACCCAGUCGCUUACCAAAGGGGUAUUCCAAGCUCAUCUGCGCUCAUCGAUCGUUUCCGCCGCGUUGCAUCCGAAGUUCGCAAAGCUUCUUUAUUACCUGAGGAGGCCGGUGUCGCUAGCCAUGCUUCGAGUUACGUGUUGAGUAAGCUUCUCUUCAAGAAGAAGGGUUUGGCUACUGGCGAUGAUGUAGAGAGUAUUUUGACUCGAACGGAGACUUUCCUUGAGGAAGGUGACCUGGAUGGCGCAGCUAGAGAAAUGAACGGAUUAAAGGGGUGGGCAAAGACUUUGAGUAAGGAUUGGUUAGGCGAGGUUAGAAAGGUCCUUGAGGUUCAUCAGGCUCUUGAUGUAAUUGCAACAGAAGCAAGAUUACAAAGUUUGAGAGUCGAAUAG
Messenger RNA from Sclerotinia borealis F-4128, 2022 nucleotides. NCBI's taxonomy places the organism in Eukaryota, Fungi, Ascomycota, Leotiomycetes, Helotiales, Sclerotiniaceae. The record is from the annotation of a GenBank genome assembly.